AUUUGAAAAGUGAACUAACAACACUCAAGCCCAUUUCUCGGUCUCUCAUAUCAACACUUCUCUCCUACAACAUCCAAAAUUCCCCCCAAAUUUAUCAUUUUUCUGCGCUUUUUUUUUCGUGUCGGAGAGAGAUUUUUCCUGAUUAAAAUUCUUGCCACAGAGUGAAGAAAUCGAGGAAAGGAUUAAUCCAAUUCGAAUUCCAAUUCAAUCGCCGAAUUUAUGUGGUAAGGAUUUUAUUUUCGGAGAGAGAAGCGGAAAGUUCAAUAGUAGGAAAUGCAAUUAGGGUUUUUGCGGAGAUUUCAGCUAUUACAUUUCUAUUAUUUUAGCUAAUGACUCAAAAUUUUCCAUUUUGUUAGUGGGAAUUUGUUAAUUAUGGAACUUUUACUUGAUUCUAGAGCAGCAAUUAGCUGUUCUAGAGCUAUUGUUAAUUGUAGCAGCUCUAAAUCAAUGCUUUUAGCUGCUUGUAACAACAAUUUUCGUGUUCCGGUGAAGAUUUCGCCGAAUAAAGCGCCUUUGAAGUAUGUGUAUAAAACCCUUAUGGCAUUCCCAGUUGCUGAUAGUGGUAAUAAUAGAUGUUUCAAGUGCUUAAGUUAUAGAAAUAAUGGAAGAUUGAUUGCUAAUGACCCGAUACUUGAGGGGAGACGAGAGAAUUUUGAGUCUAUGAAGGUAUUGCUUAAGAAUGGGAUGUUUUUGGCUGCAAUUGUUUGUGGGGCUUUCCUGUUUGAGUGUCGAAGGGUAAUGGCGGCCGAAGGGGUGGUUAAUGCAGGGUAUGGGGUUAUUGGGCAGAGCAUAUUGCUGCUUAAGAGUGCGUGGCCGAAGACAUUGCAGGUUCUUAUGGUGUUCAAGGAGCAGGGAUUGAUCCUUGCCGCACUUUUGAGUCUUUCGGCUUUCUUCUCCAUGGCUGAGACCUCAAUCACCACUCUAUGGCCGUGGAAGGUGCGUGAAUUAGCUGAAAAAGAACCUGAUAAUGGUCUCUUCAGAAUGCUUCGGAGUGAUGUUACUCGAUUUCUCACAACUAUUCUCAUUGGUACAACUGUCGUUAAUAUCGCGGCAACUGCAUUAGUUACUGAUGCUGCAACAGCAAUAUUUGGUGAAGCUGGGGUCAGUGCAGCAACUGGAGUGAUGACUGUUGCCAUCUUGCUUCUUACUGAGAUUACCCCUAAGAGCAUAGCUGUACAUCAUGCCACAGAGGUUGCUAGAUUUGUGGUCAGACCAGUGGCCUGGCUUUCAUUGGUGCUGUAUCCAGUGGGAAGAGUCGUCACUUUCUUAUCAAUGGGAAUUCUGAAAAUGCUUGGAUUAAAAGGAAGAAGUGAACCAUAUGUUACCGAGGAAGAGCUGAAGCUGAUGCUGCGAGGAGCAGAAUUAAGUGGAGCAAUAGAAGAGGAAGAACAGGACAUGAUUGAAAAUGUGCUGGAGAUCAAAGAUACUCAUGUUAGAGAGGUUAUGACACCACUUGUUGAUGUUGUUGCCAUUGAUGCUAGUGCAUCAUUGAUAGACUUCCAUAGUUUAUGGGUGAAGCAUCAGUACUCGAGGGUGCCUGUAUUUGAACAGCGUGUUGAUAACAUAGUUGGUAUAGCAUAUGCAAUGGAUAUGCUGGAUUAUGUUCAGAAGGGGGAGUUACUGGAAAGCUCUACUGUUGGAGAUAUGGCACACAAGCCAGCUUACUUUGUUCCCGAUUCUAUGUCUGUAUGGAAUCUUCUUCGAGAGUUUCGAAUUAGAAAAGUCCACAUGGCCAUUGUCCUUAAUGAAUAUGGAGGAACUGUAGGGUUAGUGACUUUGGAAGAUGUUGUUGAAGAAAUUGUUGGUGAAAUUUAUGAUGAGAAUGAUUCAAAGGAAGAAAUUCAGAAGAAAACAGGCUACAUUGUGAUGCGAGCUGACGGGAUUUAUGAUGUGGAUGCUAAUACCACAAUUGAUCAGCUUUCUGAAGAGUUGAGCAUCAAAAUGCCUGAGGGUCACCAAUAUGAGACAGUUUCUGGUUUUGUUUGCGAGGCAUUUGGAUAUAUCCCAAGAACAGGCGAGAGUAUGAAGGUGGUUCUUGAGAGGGAUAAUGAAGAAGAGGAGGAUAAGUACAAGGAAGAAGAAUCCGAACGCCAAGAAAACAAGGAAAAGUCUCAGAUUUUCAAAGUAGAGAUACUAGCUGGUGAUGCAAGAAAAGUCAGUGCUGUUCGUUUUGAAAAGGUGGAACACGAUGACACAGUACUAGGAGCAAACGGAGUUGCUCCGUCUUUCCCUAAAAUCAUGAAGAGGAAUCGACCUAGAGAUGAAGACUUCGAUAGGUCUUACAAUCAUGAGAACCAGGCAGAUGUCUUGGAUCUGUCCCUUGAUGAGGAUGGAUUUGGGAAGGAUAGUGACGGCAGCUCUGGCAAUGGCAUAGUUGUGGAUCAUCUUGAUAGUCUUGAUUAAGGUGGCCAGUACCUAGGCCUGGUUAGGCCUACCUCUGAAUAGAUCGGCUCUAGACCUGACCAGGCCAUGCCGUGGGUUGUUUGAGGCCAGGGCUAGCCUGAACCAGAACUGUUCUGGAUUAAAUCGAGUGAACCUAGCUUGUCCUGGCCUGGUUCGAAGGCAAUGUUGGAAUCGACCUGUAACAGUGAAUCGGCCACUGGCCCCCUUUAGAAUUCAGUAUGAUUAUAGACAGUAGACAGUCAAUUUUUUAUAUCAUCCAUAUUCUUUUUGUUAUAUGUAACUGUAAUUUUGAACCUGCAAAAAUUGUAAGGUUGUUUAUUUUAGGGGUGUGGUGAUGGUUGUGUUGGGCAUGUUAAAGGGGAAUAAAGCCAAACCCAAAAUAUCAGGAUUGUACAUUUGCCUGUAUAUGUCAUGUCCGAUAAGCUUUGUGUA
Messenger RNA from Beta vulgaris subsp. vulgaris (sugar beet), 2835 nucleotides. RefSeq names its product putative DUF21 domain-containing protein At3g13070, chloroplastic. The transcript has 14 exons. Bases 373 to 2403 code for a protein of 676 amino acids. The record is from RefSeq and is a predicted model, not a curated record. Gene Ontology annotation, molecular function: flavin adenine dinucleotide binding. NCBI's taxonomy places the organism in Eukaryota, Viridiplantae, Streptophyta, Magnoliopsida, Caryophyllales, Amaranthaceae.